Molecule: messenger RNA, 1478 nt
Organism: Cladophialophora immunda
Lineage: Eukaryota; Fungi; Ascomycota; Eurotiomycetes; Chaetothyriales; Herpotrichiellaceae
Exons: 2
Coding region: 353-1330 (325 amino acids)
Biological process (GO): protein folding
Molecular function (GO): Hsp90 protein binding
Source: RefSeq, a predicted model, not a curated record
CAAAACAGAGUAGACAUAUCUCUUUCACUCCCUUUAUGACCGCGACCUAUUGUCCCGUGAACGAUCAUGUCGCGGAUAGAAGAACUUCCAGAUGAUUUCGAUGAACGAAUCGAUCUCAAUCAUGCGCCGAAAGAUGUACCCUCAAUCGAGGAGUUGUACGACCAGCACAUCUCAGCUUCUGGCCCCUCGCAAAACCAGAUGUCCUCCAAAAGCUUCGAGGAGAUUGUGCAGGACAUGAGCAAAACCCCGCUCUUCAUGAACAGUCUUGACGAAGCGACUAACGACGGUACGCCCAAACCUACGGCUGCUCAGACAGUUGGCUGAGCAAUGGUGCGCAGAUGGGGAGAAUAUAAUGCUCGAGGCCAUCAAAGCCCUGCAGCACGAGGGCACGAAGGCGGAAGUGGCGCAGGGAUUCAAAGAGCGUGGCAACGAAAUGGUCGCAGAGAAGAAAUGGAAAGACGCAAAAGAGUUUUACACCAAAGGGAUCACAGUCCUCGCAGACCAGGACGAGGAUAAAUGGGACAAGGCUGAGGAUCAGACUGCAGAGGAGGAGCUCCGCGUCCUACUUAACGAACAGCUACACCUCAACCGAGCUCGCUGCAACCUAGAGCUGAAAAACUACCGGUCGACCAUUCUAGACAGUGCUGCUGCACUACGUAUCAACCCUUCAAACAUCAAAGCGCAUUACAGGUCGGCCUCAGCCCUGUUCGCCCUGGACAAAGUUCUCGAGGCGUUGGAUGUGGCAUCCCGCGGGUUCAAGCUCGAUCCGAACAAUACAGCUUUGAAGAAAUUGCUGGACCAAAUCAGAGGCAGAAUGAAAGUUAAAGAGGCAGAAGACCGCCGGCGCUUGGCCGAGCUGAGGAGGAGACAGCAGGAGAAGGAAGCGUUAGAGGCGGCCCUGAAAGAGCGAAAGAUUAUCGUCCGUGGUUCUAAACAGCCUCCAAACUUGGAAGACGCGACUAUUCGAUUAUCGCCAGAUCCUCUAUCGCCCACUAGUCUGUUGGAAUUCCCGGUGAUGUUACUCUAUCCGAUGCAUAACCAGACAGAUCUGAUCAAGGCCUGGGCCGAGAAAGAUGCCAUCACCCAUCACCUGAGCUACAUUUUACCCUUGCCGUGGGACAAUAAGAAUGAAUACAAACUGUCAACGGUAGAGUGCUAUAUGGAUACCAUUGCUGGCGGGCUGAUGAAGGUUGGCAAGAAGUUGACCUUGCUGGAGGCGCUUGCCAACGGGAAGACGGAAGUGGUGGAUGGGCUGGUUAGGAUUUAUGUGGUGCCUAUGUCAUUGGCACCUCAAUGGAUAGAAGAGGUGAAGAAGAAAAGGGGCAAAUAGAGAGCAUUGUCCCAUCAAAUUUGGCUGCUCAAGGUAGCUGCAUUUCUCCCACCGCCCCGGAAUAGCCUACCACGGGCAUCAUGUGCAAGGCUACCUGGCAGAGCAUCGCAGCCCAUGUGGCUACUACGAUUACGGAGGGCAUGUUCCC